Molecule: messenger RNA, 1636 nt
Organism: Medicago truncatula (barrel medic)
Lineage: Eukaryota; Viridiplantae; Streptophyta; Magnoliopsida; Fabales; Fabaceae
Exons: 1
Coding region: 194-1369 (391 amino acids)
Biological process (GO): regulation of DNA-templated transcription
Molecular function (GO): double-stranded DNA binding
Source: RefSeq, a predicted model, not a curated record
GCCAUAUAUUUAUGGAACCAAAAUUCAUUGUUACCGGAGAAACUCUUCCGAGACGGAGAUUCAUCAUCAGUCACCACCCACUCAAAGCAUAUCGACAGAGAAGGUUUUCAUUCCAAGCACCCCUUCUCCCGGGAAAUUUUCGAACCCAACUCAGGUAUUCUUAUUCCUUCAUUCAUCUUUCUCCAUUUUCACCAUGUUGGCUGCACAUCGUUAUACACCUUUUCUCUAUCUCAAGGCCCUAACUUUCUUACCAACCCCAAAACCUUACCCUCUUUUCCAUCGAUACCAAUUACCAACAUUUUCUCUUCCUUUUUGCACCAAUACUUCAGAUUCAACCUCUUUUGCAGUCUCAUACCUCAUCAACAAUUUUGGCUUUUCCCCACAAUUUGCUUCCAAACUUUGUUCCACUUACAAGGUUUGUUUCAAAACCAACCAAAAACCUGAUUCAGUUGUCAACUUCUUUAGAAACCAUGGUUUCUCAGACACUCAACUAUGUCAUAUCAUCAUAAAGGAACCACGACUUCUUUCCUGCAAGCCCUGCAAAACGUUGUUGCCAAAGUUUCAAUUUUGUCUCUCCAAAGGUGCUUCUACCUCUGACAUUAUUAAAAUUGUCUGUAAGAGCCCCCAUUUUUUGUAUUCAAGCCUGGAGAAUCAAAUAGUCCCAACCUAUGAAUUGGUUUACAGAUUCUUGCAAUCUGAUAACGACAUUAUUGCUUGUUCAAUUCAAAAUCCGGCUUUACUUAGUCACCGUCUUGUGCCACAUAACAUUCAAUUUUUGAUUGACAAUGGAGUCACACACUCAAACAUUGCAAAAUUGCUUCGGUACUGGAGUCCGACGUUUCAGACACAUCACAUGCUGAAACUUGUGGAGGAAUUAAAGGUUUUGGGGUUUAAUCCUUCAAAAGUAACCUUUGGUGUAGCCUUGCGAGCCAAAACAUCCGUAAGCAAAACUUUGUGGAAAGAGAAAGUUGAUGCCUUUAAGAAGUGGGGUUGGUCUGAUGAAGAUAUUAUGAAAGCGUUUAAAAAGCGGCCUGAUUCUAUGUUAACAUCUAUUGAUAAAGUUAAUUUAGUGAUGGGCUUUUGGGUCAAUCAGUUGGGUUGGGAUGCUAUGGCCAUUGCCAAAACACCAUUAAUUUUGUCGUUAAGUUUGGAAAAAACAAUCAUUCCGAGGGCCCUUGUUGUGCAAUAUCUUCUGAGUAAAGGUUUGAGAAAUAAGAGUGCAAGCUUAACUUAUCCAUUUGUUGUUACUGAGAAGAGGUUUCUUGAUAGGUUUAUAAAACAUUUUGAGAAUGAGGCUUCUAAUAUGUUAAAGCUGUACGAGGACAAACUCAAUCUUGCAUACACUAGGGACAAAACUUGCAUGUCAUGAUUAGAUUUUCAAGUAUUUUAGCCUUAAUAUGUGAUUCAUGUUUGGUUCAUUCCAUAUUUAAUUUGGAAUUAGUUCGGAAAAGACUUCAAUUGGGAUUUUGGGAAAGUUUAGCUUAGCUUACUUUCACAAAUGUUGGCUUUGCUAUGAUUGAUAUUUCUUCAAACUCCUAUUGUUUACCAGUUUUACAUCAAAUAAUUUGCCUCUAAUAUAUGUAAAAGUUGAAUUUACUUGUAUUAAUAGGCAUGUUAUACUCAUUUUGUAGUGUCA